Messenger RNA from Haplochromis burtoni (Burton's mouthbrooder), 6977 nucleotides. RefSeq names its product Enah/Vasp-like a (gene evla). The record is from RefSeq and is a predicted model, not a curated record. NCBI's taxonomy places the organism in Eukaryota, Metazoa, Chordata, Actinopteri, Cichliformes, Cichlidae. Gene Ontology annotation, molecular function: profilin binding; SH3 domain binding. The transcript is spliced from 14 exons. The coding region runs from base 3478 to 5502 and encodes 674 amino acids. Gene Ontology annotation, biological process: positive regulation of actin filament polymerization; actin polymerization or depolymerization.
CGUGCGCUGUUUGACGCGUCAUGGCAGAUGCGCAGCGACACGGAGCCCUCUCCGGGGCUACAUCUGCAUUUCCACAAUAACCUCGCUGGAAUGAUCAUUUACUGAAUAACUGCAGCAUCUUCUCAUAUUUUAUUGCCAGUUUUUCCUCCGGGUGCCCACCCACCCGGCCUCAUCCCCUUCACCCACCUUCCAUACGUGCGCCCUUUAACUGUGCGCUUUUAUGUCAUAUUGUUAAAUGGCGAAUUAUCGAAAUGACUUCUCCGCUUUCCACCCCCCUCCACCCCCUUCUUUGUCACCGCCGGACCCACCCAGCGCAUUGAAGGCAGGAUUCAGGCCAGGUUGAUGUUGUCAUGGAAACGACAGCAUCAUGUAUUUCCCUACAUAAGCAAUUCGGGUGCACCCGGUGAAAUGAUAAAAAAAUAAAAUAAAAUACUGCUUUCGUUAAAUGUGAUUGAUGCACCACCGGGGUGAGUGGCUGCAGGAGGGGAGUGUGUUGGUGUGGUGGGUGGGGGACAGGAUAAAUGAGGGUGCUUAUAACCGUGGCAAGAGGAGGAGGAGGGUGUUUAUUCCGGUGGUUGCCAGGCAGGUUAACAGACCCCCACCCCCUCACCCACUUCCCAUAUACACCUACAGAAACCAUGAUGGUUGCAUAUAUGCAUACUAUCCAGUCUGUGGCUCUUUUUGAAGUCAUUCUACAUCUGAGCUUAUGGGCGGUAUUUUGAGCCCUUUCCUGGUUGUGCUGGUAUGCAGAACACGCUGAAGCCCAGAUCUUCUUCUUCAGCAGGAGGAGCAGCAGUCUUUAUACUCUGUGCUAUUUAUGAAGCAGUCCUUUUAUGUUUUCCCCUUCCUGCCUUAGGUUGACUCCUCCAUGUCUCCGUAGCUGCAGUCAGCCUGCACCAUUCCGUUUUACAGCCUCAGAUUUACUCUGACAGCUCUCCUCAGAUACAGUGCACUCUCGCUCUGCUUUUCCUGUAGCUACCGGUGUUGGUCUGUAUCUUUGGGAGAGAGUCUGCUGAGAGUCUGUGGAAUCAAAAAGGAAAAGGAAAAAGAGAGAGAAAGGGAACAAAAAAUGGGAUAAAUCAUAUUUGUGAAGUGCUUCUGUUUUUUUUUAUUUCCAGUCCCAAUAAUUCACCGUCAUCCUGUAACCUCACCCAGCACAAAGCCAGUGGCUCAACUGCUCCAAGACGUAAACAUGCAAGAUUCAUAUCUUCCAGUCCAGUCAGAUGAGAACGCCGUUUCCUCUUUUUCUGUAAAGCAACGCUGCUUGUAUCCCAUCCUGUGUGUUUGUCUUCACCCGAGGCAGAUCUGCUCUUUGACUCAGGCCCAAAAGGGAAGUCUUAAAUCUCCACAAAGCAUCAGCGAGGGGCGACCUGGCUUUUAUUUUUGCAGGGUUAAAGGGAAAAAAAGAAAAAAGAAUUACAUUCAAUGGGCCCAUUUGUUCAACCUCGCCGCUUCCAUUUGCUGCAUUUAUGUAAGGGUGCGCAUGCAUUCAUGUAUGUGGAUGCCCAUGCACUUGCACAUAAGUGUACACACAAGAGUGGAGUUAUUUUUAGAGAUUUCAUUAAGGGGCGCUUCUUCUCUACCGUCAGUCUAGACCUGGCUGUUUCUGCAUGCUUGUGCGUGCGUGUUACGAGUAGGCAGAGUGGAUUGGGAGGAAGAACCGUGAGCGUGCAUGUAGGCGUCUGUCCAUUGCUAUUACAGGACAGGAUUAUUUCUGAAGGGCUCGUUGUGGUGAUUCACUGUGCAAAAAGUAGAAUGAGCGAGUGCACUCACUGCAAGGUAAAAAGCUGAGUUAUGCCUCCUACUGCAGGCUGCUGCCCUCUGAGCUGAUCAGAGAGCAGCUCCACGAGAGACGGCAUCACCGCAGCCACAGCGCUCCCAUUUGUGAUACAAUGAUAAAGCCUGGAUUUCAGGGGAAAGGAAAAUGGCUUUUAGCUAGCAGUAAUAGUGACAACUGAAUAUCACAAAUGAUUAAUUGACUCUCACAUGGCAAUCCUUUAUGAAUCAACCCUUAUCUGGUUGUUUUCUAUCUGCUCCUGUAAAUCAUCCAUAAGGCUGUGUCCUUUGGCAUUGUGGAGGUCAAACAGGUUCAGCCUAACCUUUAGUCUCUCCAUUUUCACUCCCCAAGGGUUUCGCUAGAUCCAAAUAUUGAUUAGUAUCAAUUCCAAGGCUGGUAUUGGUAUCAGAUCAAUAUUAACUCUCCAAAAGUAAUCAAUCAAUAUGGACGAUACUUUUCUAUCCUCUAAGUUCAGUAUGUAGCCCCCUGGAUUGUGUUAAAUAAUUCUUACAUGAAAUACAAUAAAAGCUGAAAAGUGGAGUUUUUUGUGUGAACUAAUUACUGUGGAAAGUAAAAAUCACCGUGAUUUAGUAAUCAUUAAAAUGUCUUCAAAAUCAGCAAACUGAUGACAAUGAUUCAUCUUAUAAAUCAAGACACGCUGCUCUCUUCUUAAAGGUUAAAAGUUCUGGUAUCAGUAUUGGUAUCUGGCCGUGUAUUUACUUGCAGUAACAACAUUUUAACACUUUUUUUCUGUUUGUUGUGGAGUUCAAAGUCUGCUUGAAAGUUUUCGCUUAGGCCUCAGCCGAAUGUCACUAAUCCUGGAUGCACAUGAACUCAGACCUUCUGGGUGCCACUUUAGAACCCCGGAUCCGUUGUGUGUUUCUGGCUAUUUUCUUAAAUCCAUAAAGCUUCCUAAUCUUUCAGUGGAUCGCUCUUUGUUUGUUUCCUACACCUCGGCUCACUGCUGCAAAGAAGCUUAAAAGCCUUUAAGUUUGCUCCUGCCAGAUGGACCGCCGUUGGAGGGCGAAUUCUGAUAAAAGCCGCAGGGAUGCCGCGAAUAUUACACCACAUCGGGGAAACUUUUGUUGCUCGUUACGCUCUGUUGUUCCUGCAGAGAACGGGAAUGUUGUGUCCGUUAUGAUAUCUGAGCUGAAUGAAUGAACUGUUGCUGUUGUUUCCUCUUCUGUAGUUAAUUAGGGAUAAAAGGCUGACAUGCAGAAUCUAUUUAAAGCUCCGGUAUAGAAAGGGGAGUGUAAAAGCGCUCCUGUUUCCAAUACAGGCUAACAUGUAAUUUCCAUCCAGUGGAAAUUAUUCCUCGGAGGUUGAAAGACAACGACUCGGUCCCCGAAGCAGAGGGAGGUGACUGGUCUGCGCUGGUCACAUGUUCUCUCUCUCUCUCUCUUGCAUUCCCUUACUCUGUUGCAACACUCCUCAUCUCUCUCGCUCACUCCUUCCCUCCUACUCUCUCUGUGUCUCAUGCUCAUGACUGCCUUGCUGGCGUAGUAGAUUUUUUCUCUUUUUUUAAACUUUUUUAGAGGGAUGUGAAGAGGGGAAAUACUGAGUUGACUGCAGCAGAGUUGGACAGCAUGCGUAUUGCUCUCUCUUCUCAAGGUUGACAUUUCCCCCUCUCCUCCAUAAUCUCCCUUUUUUAUACUUCCUUCCAUCCCGUGCUCGAGGACUGUGCCCGCUUCUCCGGCGACAUGUAUUCCCUGGACGACUUCGGUGAACAGAGUAUCUGCCAGGCGCGGGCCUCUGUGAUGGUCUACGAUGAUGCCAGUAAGAAAUGGGUGCCCAUCAAGCCUGGGCAACAGGGCUUCAGCCGAAUCAACAUCUACCACAAUACUGCCAACAACACCUUCAGAGUGGUGGGCGUUAAACUGCAGGACCAGCAGGUGGUGAUCAACUAUUCCAUAGUGAAGGGCCUGAAGUACAAUCAGGCCACCCCGACCUUCCAUCAGUGGCGUGAUGCCCGGCAGGUCUACGGGCUGAACUUUGCCAGUAAGGAGGAGGCCACCACCUUCUCCAACGCCAUGCUGUUCGCCCUCAACGUCCUCAGCUCACCUGACAGCGGAGGCCCAGUCGUGCAGCGCCAAAAUGGGCCCUCCUCGGACGAAAACGAAGCACAGAGGAGGAUGAUGGAGCAACAUCAGAUGCACAAGGAGAGGGAGCGACGGACGUCAGGAUCAGUCGUUUCCACUCUCCAAUAUAAAGUGUCCACCCCUCCCAUCCACCCAGACACUCCUCCCGAGUACAGACAUUACAGAGCUAGCACACUGCCACCCUCCUACGUCCGCGUGGCAUCCUCCUCUCCUCCCACCUCCGCCUCCAUGUCUCCCUCUCAGGAGAAGGAGGCGGGAGCCGCUAGGGACAAGGCCCAGCUCUCCUCCCAGCUCUCCACCUCACUCGCAUCAGCCUUUUCCCCAGUCCAGGCAGGAGUGACCACCCAGGGCCGACAGGUCCGUCAGAUCCCCCUAUCUCCACCCACCGCAGCCCGCCACCUUCACCUUCAACAGCAACAACAGCAACAAGACACCAUGCUGCCCCCUAAACACGGCACCUGGUCUGCUUCACACUUGCAGCAAAUGUACGCCCAGUUUCCCCAGUCCUCGUCCCCCCCAGUAAUGAUGGCCAUGCCGGUGAAGCAGGGUUUGCCCCCGCAGCCGGUCCUCCCGGUGGCUCACCCCCUCCCACCUGUAAGCACUAGGAUGAAGCCCCCACCUUUCGAUCCCAAUACCGUUACAACCCCUCACCAAUACCCUCAGCACCACCCACACCCUCACUCCAACGGCCAGCCAGACGAUUCCUACUCCCCUCAUUCUCAGCACCUGCCACUCACACCACAGUACUGCGAGGCCAUCCCACUGCCCCCUCUCACAAGUCAGACACCCCCAGGCCCUCCCCCCAGCCACCAGCCCCAGUACCCAUCCACUUUCCACCCACAGCAGCAGCAACAACAACAGCAUCAGCAGCAGCAGGUGUACCACCAGCAGGCCCAGCCCCCUACCACCACCACCACCUCUUCCUCCUCCUCCUCGCCCCCCUCUUACACUGCCAUGUCUGACGGGGGCUCGCCCAAGAAGACCCCCUCCCCUGUCCCCCAGCCAACCCCCAUGACCAGCAGCACCGCAGCUCCAGCACCUAGGGCUGGUCCUCCAGCCCCACCACCACCACCUGGUCCACCACCCCCAAUGGCCGUGCCGCCACCCAUGCCCCCUCCAUUACCCGCUGGUGGAGGGCCUCCUGGUGGCCCACCUGGGGUCCAACACCAACCCUCAGGACUGGCUGCGGCACUGGCUGGAGCCAAGCUACGUAAAGUGAAUAGGGAUGAGAGCAGCCCUCCUGGUUCUAGUGGCAAAAGUGACUCCAACCGGUCUAGCGGUGGCAGUGGCGGCGGAGGGGAGGGACUGAUGCAGGAGAUGAAUGCCUUACUAGCACGCAGACGAAAAGCUUCUGAGAAACCUGAUGAGGAUGACUCAGGUGGUCGGGGAUCAGGUCAGCAGAACUCAACAGAUGCUGUGAAGAAGCCAUGGGAGCGAUCCAACUCUGCAGAAAAGUCCUCACUGGUGUCCAGAGUGAGGCCCAUCGGCAGCACUAGUGAAGCAGACACAGAGUUUGACAGGAUGAAACAGGAGAUUUUGGACGAAGUCGUGCGCGAGUUGCAUAAAGUGAAAGACGAGAUCAUUAACGCCAUCAGACAAGAAAUUGGCAGAAUCAGUACAUCCUAAUCUCAUCCGAGCGUACAGAUGGAAGAGGAGGAGCAGGAGGAGGAGAGCGACGGAGGAGCUGGAGGAGGACGGACACGCAGAUGCACAGACGCGAGGACCAGGGAAUGUUCUCUCAAUGUUUCUGUGACCUCAUAGACGCCAUCGUUCGAGUUGCAGAGACGUUGUGGCAACAUUUAAGUCUGCUGGACAGCAACAAUAAAAAGAAGAAACGGAGAUAAGAGAGCGCGGAUUAACGAGAGGGACGAGCAGAAGAAAUGUGGGGAUGGAUUAAAGGAAGACUGACGUACAGGUUGAACACAAACAGAGGUUGACAGAUGGACUAAAAGAAGAAGUGAGGAAAAGAAGGACGUUCGUGCUGAGUUUUGGUGUUGUGGUCCUCUCUGUGCACCUAGACUCAGUCAGCCCAGUGUUGCAACUCUUUGUUUGCCGUUCAGUCCAAGUCUUAAGAAGAAAAUAUUUUUGUUUUCUAAGUUUUUACUGUUUUAUUAUUUAAAAAAAUGUGGUGAUAAUGAUGAUGAUGCUGUUGAUGACAAUGAGUAUUUUAUUGAUAUUCUAGAGGGAGAAAGGAAUCUUGCACACCCUACGUCAGCCUUUUAUAUUUUCUAUUGUUUUUGUUUAGUUUAUCCCUAACUCGUUGACGAUAACAAGCACAAUAUGGGCACAGUGGCUCCGCAUACCCACCUGCCCUCAACUGGCAUAUUUAAAAAAAAAAGAAAGAAAAAAAAGACUUUUUACGACCUUGCUCAUACUGGCGUUGUGUAUCUAACCUUUAAGAAAAAAAUAGCUUAAACCACUUGAAUUACCUUAAUUUCCACCAUAUUUAAAGGCAUAACAAUUUUUUUUGUUUUUAGCAAUGAAUCAGACAACACACAAAAAGUCUGCUCUGCAACUCCAGUGUGACCGAGGUUUCUCUGUAACUGUUCGGACGUGCGAGAUCACUGAAACUCGGGGAUCAUUCACAAAAAACAGGCCGAUAACUUUAAAUGUGCCACCUGGUUUUACCUAGGUAUAAAAAAAAAAAAUGUAGUAUUAUAUAUAUUAGUCACCCUAUGCUUUGUGAACCCCACCCCCCACCAAGUAUGCAUGAAUACCCCAUCUCUAUGAAUAAGUUUAUUUGGUUUGGGGACAAAAAAAAAAAAAAGACACACACAUGCAAAAAUCUAUAUAAACGGUGGUACAUUUACUAUAGUGGUUUGUUUCUAUGAACGUUCCCUUUCUACAAGAUGUUAACCUUGAUGAUGGUAGCAAUGUGGGGAGAAAAAAAAGUGAAGAGGAUCGGUUGCUCUGGCAAUAUGCAAACCUAGCUAAGUGCAAGAGAUGAAAAGUAGGCCUUUGUGAUGGUAGCUAAAUGUGUAUUUGCAGGAAGGCUUUGGAUGAAUAUCAGUUGUUGCAUUCUGUUCACUCUGUCCGCUCUCAACUACGUUCUCAUUUAAAAAGCUGGAAGUAAAUUCAUUCAUUCAAAAAAAAAAAAAAAA